Varroa destructor (honeybee mite) is the source of this 6273-nucleotide messenger RNA. RefSeq lists its product as uncharacterized. The record is from RefSeq and is a predicted model, not a curated record. NCBI's taxonomy places the organism in Eukaryota, Metazoa, Arthropoda, Arachnida, Mesostigmata, Varroidae.
UGUCGUCGAACGUAGUCAAAAAAUAACCGUGGGUCUCAAUCGUUACCCACUGUCAGUCCGCAUUAUUCCGUAUGCGCUGCGUGUCAAUUAAGAAAAAAACACUCGUACCGUAUGUACGCGAAAAUCCACGCUCCUUUCAUGUUAUACAAAUGCAGCACGGGUUAAAUCUCCGUGAGGAAAAACGACAUUUCAAUGAGGGGUUUUCAAAUGAUGGGACCUACUUGGGGGGCAGAAGAAGUGUUGGACAAUCCCCCUGAGGUUCAAUUUCUCUUGCUGAAAUAAUACACUGUGGUGAGUUCACCACGACAGGUAUUGUUUGAGACUACGAGAGUCCCCUCUCUAAGGCUGUUGAAAUUGCUCCGACUUUCGUAGCGAAGGCGACGAUGAUGAUGAUGAUGAUGAUGGUGGUAAUGAAUUUGCUUGACGGAGGUAGCACGCAUCUCAUACUUCGACUCAUUCAAAGAUCCCCGGCUCCGGUAACAAAACACGUUGGGCAAUAUAAAAAACCCCACAGGAUGCUAAGAAGAUAUCGUGCUAACAAACAGAAAGUACAUGCCGAACUCUAUGUAGAUGCCAGUCUGCUUGAAUGGUGCUAUCUUUACUCAUGUUUACUAUAUAUGUUUAGUUCGCGAGCAAAUCUCAUACCAGUAUUUACAUCAUGAAGCCAGGUAGAAAGUGCUACGUAAAUACGUGUACAACAAUCGGGAUGGGCAUAUGUAUCGUACAUAAAAUAUCAGGCCAAUUCGAAACAGCCUAGCAUUACACAUCGUGUUGUUGGCGACGCCUUCUUGUAUAUACGAUAUUCGAAAGCAAAGAAAGAAAGGAGGAAGGAAGGUAUUACGUCGACUACUGGAGAUAACACGCGGAAACGGCAUGUAUGAAAAACCAUUGAAAUAGAGGCUGAUGUAUUAGCUAAAACAAUAAAUGCAUUUGUUAACGUUUCUUGCUAAGGUGCGAGCGUUUGGCUGUUCCGUUCAGUAUUUCAUCGUAUCGUUCGAUUCACCACGAUAUGCGUUACGUAUCAAGGGUUCCUUUCUUGGGUCCGCCAUUUGCUUUUAAAUAGUUCUCGUGUUGACCAGUAUAUGCGUUGAAAAUAGCUAUCAUGACAUAUUUCUACGCACUAUUCGGACAUUCUGAUCUGUCGUAAAGGGUACUGAUCUCGGGUUCAUAUGCGCCCGCGUUUUUCGUUUCGUAAGAUACCAUCCGUUGCGACAAUGACAAUAAGGUGCCUGAUCCAGUGGUGCAAAUGGUAACAACGAAGCCCCCGAUCUUCGAUGAAUAUAGCAACAAGCGCUAGUUGGCAUAGCCGUGCAUUACUGUAGUACUCCAUUGUUGUCCUCGGCUUGUAGGAACCACUGCAUGCGUUCAGCUUGGCGUAAUUUUGUGCAUAGUGGUUCGUCUGUAAAAGGAUUGGGCAGCUUUCACUUUGCAACAACAAGCAUUGUUUUCACUCGUGGAGAACGACACAAGGAAAUAUCUUGUGAAUAUUACGAUUACCACCAACAGAUAGCAGCCGAACGCACGUACGAACCUGCAAAUGAAAAAAGUUACCAAGAACGAUGAUCAGGGCAUGUUUGGCCUAAUUUUGCUGUAACCGAAAGGAACGCUUACUGAAGGUAGAUUCUUGUUAACUUGACCCGAUGAAGUCACUCAUCGCAAAUCUGCGCCUAUAGAUUAGCUGUUGUACGUGCCUGUGUCUGUGUUCGAAUGGUUUUGUAUUUGUGUCUGGGCUAUUCAGCGACACAACCAGAUCGCAGCCACAGUAAUUGUCAUUGCCGAUGCCGUUGCUACUGUUUGACGACCAUCUGUGGCAGCCACACCGCUGUCUGUUCCGCCCGCCCUGUCCCCUUGUAACUAUUAACGGUUCUUACGUCGACGUUCGAGCGAUCAAUUUUCGCUGAUCUGUUGCGCCGGCUCGUGCGAUCGCUAAACGACGCGAACAGCAUUUGUCAUGGUUGGUCGUCUUCUCGGUGGUCAAUAGGCGGUCUGACAUCCUGUCAGGUUCAACAUAACCACAACAACCACGGGCCGUAUCGUUCAUCCAAUGGCCAAUGUCCACAGGAGGGAACAGAGCAGGCUCGAAUGACUGACUCUGGUAAAUAGGAAUAGAGCCACAACAAAAUUUGCGCUUCAUGUUAAUGGUAACUAUAGUAGUUUAGUAGCGAUUGCUUGUUGAGUGGUGUGCGUGCGCGCUUCUGAUGUAGCAAAAGUUCAAGAAUCUCCCUUACUUUUUACCUGUGUUAUUGUGUCCAUAGGAAACAAUAGUACUCUAAUGUUCUAUGGAAGUUAGUUUGUCCGAGAUGGUGAAAGAGCUUGUUGAGGGCUGGCCGUCGUGUUUAUCAUGCGUCUCCGCUUUCGGCGAGUGGGACAAACUCAGCGGCGUCGGCACGAACGCGUGGCUCUAAGCGUCACGGCUGUUCGGCAAACCGUAGAGAGUUGCCACACACGACCGCCGUCGUUGACGUUGGCGCUGCGACGCAGAGAAGAGCUCCAACUGAACAACGGAGAAAGGAGAACAAAAGGGAGAGGUCGACAGGCAGCGCCAGGCUGCUUCUCCCCCCACAGGAACGGUAACGGCACACGACAAUGACGGUUCUAUAAACAUCGGCGGCAGCGAAAACAACAAAAAAGGACAAGAUCUAUUCUAAUACAGAUCGACAGAUCAAGGAUAACGACGACAUCGAUCAAGGCAACGUGGUGGUAACGGCAGUGUUCUUAGGCAGCUUGUUGCACUCUGGCUGCUCCAGUCGAAACAGCAGCAGCGGCAAAAGGAGUAGCUGCAGAAGUAACAAUGGCAGUGAGCGCCAACGCCGUCCGACUAAUUCUAGUUUGUUGGUAGAAGUCAGUCGAGCGGACGACUUAUGCUAUGCUAAAUGCUAACCACUAACGAAAGGUUGAAGAUCAUCGAAUCGCAAUGUAUCGAAAAGUAUAGAGUGUAGUUCGACAGAGACCAGGCCAAACUGAUCCUACAGCGGCAACAGGCCCAACUGUCGUUCUCGUUUCGUAGUCGAGUUGAUUGCUGCUGUUGCUACAACCAUUACUUCAGUUAUGCUUAAACGAUUGGAGCUUUGAUGCAGCGUAAAUCAGUACUGGCUAACACUAGGUGUUCUGAGCGCAAUCACACAAAGAUAACACACGCUAACAAGCGUUUGGAACAAACAAGUCGUGAGCAGAAGAACUUUCGUCGCUGCUGCUCGUGCGUGUAACGAGCUUUGGAAAAUACGGCGAGCGUGAUUCUGGCCUAGAAACGAUAAGGGCCUAAUUAAACCGUUUUGAAGCAAGGCGUCUGUCGACGGCGACAUUUUGCGGCCUGAUGCAACACUGAUACCUCGUAAUUGUGAUUUCGGUGAAGAAACGUAUUGCUAGUGCCAUUGUCAGAGGGCCGUUGUUCCUCACUUUACUGCUGAAUGAUGAAUAGCGAGGAACCAUUAAAGUUCACCCUGAAGUCGAAGAAACUUAAAAGUGAUGCUUGUAUCCAAGCUGACAUGUGCGCGUGUUCAUCUCGUAGCCUUGCACGAGUGGAAAGUCUUGUGGAUAAACUCGAAGCCGUUUUGGACCGUAGCAAUGGAGCCCGCAUCUUCAUCGAUGCGCUUCGGGGCGUUCGAGAUCCAGUAAUUAGAAGGGUGGUAAAAGAAAAAGGACAUUCUACACGGAAUGUGUUCCUGGAGACCGAGCCUAUCGAACGUCCUGAUAAAAGGGGUCGAUUAAGUCGCCACGACGAAUCGGCCAACAACCACAAAGCUCGAUCGCCAUUAGCCAAAAAGCGAAGAUCGUAUUCAGGUAGCGCCGACGAGCAACGGCGAAAAGAGAAAAAAUGUAAAAAACGGUUGCGUCGAUCUCGAAGUUGUUCUUCAGGCUCUUCUUCUUCAGAUAGUGAGGCCGAAAAUUCAGAGCACAGCUCUGACCAUGGCGUCCGCAAAAAAUCGCGUCGCAGUAAGAAGAGAAAGAAGGACAAACACAAGGGCAAGAAGAAAUCUCGGCGAGAGAGCUCGUACAGUGGCGAUGAACGAAGAAAACGGCAUCAUCACCAUCACAGCAAGGAGAGAAGCAAAGGAAAUCGGGCCGACGAUGACGACAGGCAAACCGAUAGUAAACAUCUACAACAGCGUCACAAGAGUCGUAGCAACGACAAGAGCCGAAGAGAUGAAUCGAGAAAACCCCGUGGCGAUGAAGUUUGCCAUUCCGACAAAAACGUACCAGAGCAAAAAUUUGCUUCAGGGGCUAGUAAACUAUCGUUUAGCCCACUAUGCGAUGAAGAGCCUACUGAGGAAAAGGCUAUCGAUUAUCGAGCUUCCGACAAGAAUCAUGUCGAGCUGUUGAUGAAACUGCCUAGCAAGAAGGUCGUUCCGGGCCGAUGGCUUGACGAAGACGAGACCCACAAGCCGGAAGCUGAUCUUACAGGAACUGGCAGCAGUAGCAAAGCAAUCAAAGCAAAAACACCCAAUGGAAACGAAGUCAGCGCUUCGAAACAAAUCCAGGAAGUUCCCGAACAAUCCGGAUCGAUAGCCAUUAAAGGCAGUCCUAGGUCAGUGGCGUGCGAAAAGCUGGUGUUUGCUAACCAACAUUCCGACUCUUUAGAUGCAGAGGAACGAUUACUGAAUAACGAUUUUCCAAAAUCGCUGCGAAUCCAGCCAACGGCGAAAAAAAAUUUCGCUCUUACGACGGACGCCGCUGUGAGGACGGAAACUGAUCAGCCGGCAGGACCUUCAAAGGGCCGCUCUUUACCAUCAACGCAUCAUCGAAUGUCGCUAUCACGCCAGUCAAGUUCCUCUCCUGACUGUGCAAAGAUACGGAAGCUUCUCGCUAGCAAAAAGGUCACGUCGCCGGAUACACCCUCGAGCAAUGUCAGUGGAACAAGUAACGGAAGAAGUGAUUUGCGCAAUGGCAGCCGAUCGCCACCGACUGGACGAACUGGGUCGCACAGCCGUAGCCGAUCGAAUUCGCGGAGUCGCACAAGUACUUGUGCUGGAGGCGAUGGUAUAGCCGGAGUCAACGGUGUCGGAGUACAUUUCAUGAACUCUACGACUUCUUGCAAAGAGCCCGAGUUGAGCAAGUGGGAAAAGAGCGACGCAUUGCCAGCAGCCUACCGCAGCCGUUCGAACAGCCUUUCCAAGUCCCGAUCGGCGCAUUCCUUGUCAAGAUCUCGAUCCCGAGAACGAUCUGGCGGCGGUAGAAGCCGCAGUCAUAGUCGCUCUCGAAGCCGCUCAGGCAGCGCUCGUUCGAGACGGUCGAGGUCAGGAUCGGGACGUCGUUCCACAUCAAGACGACCGGGCUCCCGAGGAAGGUCAAGAUCAUACUCAAGAUCAAGCUACUCGUCACGUUCGCGGAGCAGGAGUCGGCGAUAUUCCAGCAGGUCAAGAAGUCGCUCAUACACUCGGUCUAGGUCGCGAAGCCGGAGUCCAUCUAUUCCUAGGAGGGCUGGUUCGCCUAGCUUCCUUGACAAACGUCGGAUUACGAGGGCGCCUGAUGGGCCCUCCUGGAGAAAGCGUCGCCGCCAAAGCAGUUCGUGGGACUCUCGUUACUCGAGAUCGUCCAAAUCUCUAACAAGGUCAUGGAGCUCGACUUCGACUAGAUCGAACGAGAGCAGCUCACGCAGUCGUAGGCGUCGGCGAAGGCACAGCUCGUCGUCAAGUACCAGUUCCGGUUAUUAGUCUCCCCUCCAACGAGCAAGCCCAUAAACAAAGUCUAGUCGGAUCUAUCCAAAGAAGUCUAUGCUAGACUUCUACAAGUACAGCUAAUUCACCGCUGUAAAGUAAAUGCAGCUGUUUGUUUCUAAUCGAGGGGAACGUCGGGUGUCUUUCAGCACAAGUGCAAUAGAAAACAGUCUUUCGUGUCCAUCGAAAAUUAAAACGUGAACAUUGUUUGGCUCAACUUAAUUAGCUCAUUGUUUCACCAAACAAGCUUCUCUUCACUAUCUACUACUGCAAGCAUGAGAAUCUUCAUUCCAGUUGCUGGUCAGCACAGCCUAAAUCAACUAAUGCCAAACAAGUUAUGCUUCUUCUAUCUGCAUGAAGUUUUUCUACCCAUUUCAAUAUUUCAAGUACGAAAAGGACAUUUAUGUUGUAUAAUCUAUAAGUGCAACUCAACGGGCCAAAGGUAUCGAUGGCCAGUGCAAUAUUUCCAUACGAUCUCUAGUACAAUCCAGUUGCGGCUACGGUACGGGCCGAUGCGGAUCAAGUCAUUUGCACGACCCUAUGAUGGACGUAUGUCUGUUAAUAAGCAUAACAUAUUUAACCACGCAUGAUAAAUAAAUUGGUCACGUUUUUCCUGGAA